GGGAAGAUGGCGGCGCUGAUCCUCCCUAUUGACUGGAUCAAAAACUGGGAAAAAUCCGGAAAAAAUGAGUUCCUGCAACUCUGUCAGGAUCUGGCAGCCAAGGCCAAUGAAGAAGUGUUGCCUAAAGAUCUCCAGAUGGCUUUGUACGAGCUCUGUUGGCACGUCGUCCACGGGGCUCUCAAGGUUGACGUGGCCGCCAGCCUUCUGGCUGAUGUUUUGGAACUAAGGGAAGAAAUGCCGUCCGUCUUAGCUGAUGUUUUCUGUGUACUAGAUAUUGAGACAGCAUGUUUGGAGGAGAAGCACAAGCGUGACCAUUUCAUCCAGCUGGUGGGAGCAUGUUUGAUUUGUGUUCCCGAUGCCAUGCUGAAAGAGAGGCUCGAUCCCGACACGCUGGAGUCUCUCGGGCUGAUCAAACAGGCGCAGCAGUUUAACCAGAAAAGCGUCAAAAUCAAGACCAAACUGUUUUAUAAACAGCAGAAGUUCAACUUGCUGCGAGAGGAGAACGAAGGAUACGCCAAGCUGGUGACAGAGCUGGGCCAGGACCUGUCGAGGAACGUCACCAGCCGCCUCGUUCUGGAGAACAUCAAGUCUCUAAUAGGAUGUUUCAACUUGGAUCCGAACAGAGUGCUGGACAUCAUUCUGGAAGUUUACGAAUGCCGAUCGGACCAGGACGAGUUCUUCGUUCCUUUGAUAAAGUCCUACAUGUGCGAGCAUCAGACCCUCUGCCACAUCCUUGGCUUUAAGUUUAAAUUCCAUCAGGAACCUAACGGUGAAACGCCGCUGUCGUUGUACCACGUUGCCGCCGCUCUCCUCCAACACAACCUCAUCGCUCUGGAGGAUCUCUACGUACAUCUGCUCCCUCUGGACUCCAGCAUUGUAGAAGAACACAAAAGGGAGAUCUUGGAGGCCAAGCAAGUGGCGCGCAAGCUCACCAUGGUGGUUCUGCCCUCAGAGAAGAGCGACGACAAGGACAAGGAAAAAGAGAAGGAGGAGGAAAAGAAUGAAAAGCCUCCCGAUAACCAGAAACUGGGCCUGCUGGAGGCUCUGCUGAGGAUCGGGGACUGGCAGCACGCUCAAAGCAUCAUGGAGCAGAUGCCACCCUUCUACGCCACCUCGCACAAGGCCAUUGCUGUAGCGCUGUGCCAACUACUGCACCUCACUAUGGCGCCUCUGUACAGAAAGGCCGCGCUUCCCAGAGGUGCUAAAGGCUCCGUGCUCAAGCCCCUGUCGAGCCAACAGGCGCCGCCUCCCGCCGAGUCGUUCGAAGAUCUCUCUAAAGAUGCGUUCAGCAUGCUGGGUUACCUGGGCCCGCACCUCUCUCACGACCCCAUCCUGUUUGCUAAGGUCAUACGUCUGGGCAAGAGCUUUAUGAAAGAGUACCAAAGUGAAAGCAAGCAAGAUGCCAAGGAGAAAAUGGACACACUGCUUAGCUGUUUCCUCAGCAUUUGUGAUCAGGUUCUGCUGCCCUCGCUCACGCUCAUGGAAUGUAAUGCCUGCAUGUCUGAGGAGCUCUGGGGCUUCUUUAAGCUCUUACCCUACCAGCACAGGUAUCGUCUUUAUGGCCAGUGGAAAAGCCAGACGUACAGCAGCCACCCGCUCCUGGUGAAGGUGAAAGCCCAGACGGUGGACAGAGCCAAGUACAUUAUGAAGCGACUAACCAAGGAGAAUGUGAAGCCCUCAGGGAGGCAUAUUGGCAAGCUGAGCCACAGUAACCCCACCAUUCUUUUUGAUUAUGUUCUCUCACAGAUCCAGUGGUAUGACAACCUCAUCACCCCGGUGGUGGACUCUCUGAAAUACCUCACCUCGCUCAGCUACGAUGUCCUGGCUUAUUGCAUUAUUGAAGCUUUAGCUAACCCGGAGAAGGAGAAGAUGAAGCACGACGACACGACCAUUUCAUCCUGGCUUCAAAGUCUCGCCAGUCUCUGUGGGGCGGUUUUCAGGAAGUACCCUAUCGAGUUGGGGGGCUUGCUGCAGUACGUGACCAACCAGCUGAAGGUUGGAAAGAGCUUUGACCUGCUAAUUCUGAAAGAGGUGGUGCAGAAGAUGGCCGGGAUUGAGAUCACGGAUGAGAUGACCGUAGAGCAGCUGGAGGCCAUGACCGGAGGAGAGCAGCUUAAAGCAGAGGGAGGAUAUUUUGGCCAGAUCAGGAACACAAAGAAGUCCUCUCAGCGGCUGAAGGACGCUCUGCUGGACCACGAGCUGGCUCUUCCCCUGUGCCUGUUGAUGGCUCAGCAGAGGAACGGCGUGGUUUUCUCCGAAGGUGGCGAGAAGCAUCUUAAAUUAGUGGGCAAACUCUACGAUCAGUGUCACGACACGCUGGUGCAGUUCGGUGGCUUUUUGGCGUCCAAUCUGAGCACGGAGGAUUACAUCAAGCGGGUUCCUUCCAUAGACGUCCUGUGUAACCAGUUUCACACUCCCCACGAUGCUGCCUUCUUCCUGUCCCGCCCUAUGUACGCCCAUCAGAUACUGGCCAAGUACGACGAGCUGAAAAAAGCCGACAAGGGAAACCGGCAGCAGCAGAAGGUCCAGAAGUACAUCUCCGCGUGCGAGCAGGUGAUGGCGCCCGUGCACGAGGCCGUCGUCUCGCUGCAUCUGCCCCGGGUCUGGGACGACCUGCGGCCACAGUUCUACGCCACCUUCUGGUCGCUCACCAUGUACGACCUGGCCGUGCCUCACGCCGCCUACGGGCGCGAGGUCAACAAGCUCAAGAUGCAGAUGAAAGCCAUCGACGACAACGCAGAGAUGCCCAUGAACAAAAAGAAGAAGGAGAAGGAAAGAUGUACGGCGCUGCAGGAUAAGCUGCUGGAGGAGGAGAAGAAGCAGCUGGAGCACGUGCAGAGGGUGCUGAACCGUCUCAAACUGGAGAAGGAUAACUGGUUACUCGCCAAAUCCACCAAGAACGAGACCAUCACAAAGUUCCUGCAGCUCUGCCUGUUCCCGCGCUGCGUCUUCUCCGCCAUCGACGCCGUCUACUGCGCCCGCUUCGUGGAGCUGGUGCAUCAGCAGAAGACUCCCAACUUCUGCACGCUGCUCUGUUACGACCGCGUUUUCUCAGACAUUAUUUACACAGUUGCGAGCUGUACAGAAAACGAAUCCCGGCGCUACGGUCGCUUCCUCUGCUGUAUGUUGGAAACCGUAACGAGAUGGCACAGCGAUAAAGCCAUCUAUGAGAAGGAGUGCGGCAAUUACCCGGGGUUCCUCACCAUCUUCAGAGCCAGCGGGUUUGACGGGGGCAAUAAAGCCGACCAACUCGACUACGAGAACUUCCGACACGUCGUUCAUAAGUGGCAUUACAAGCUGACUAAAGCCUCGGUGCACUGCCUGGAGACGGGCGAGUACACCCACAUUCGCAACAUCCUGAUCGUGCUGACCAAGAUCAUCCCCUUCUACCCCAAAGUGCUGAACCUGGGCCAGGCCCUGGAGUGCCGGGUGCACAAGAUCUGCCAGGAGGAAAAGGAGAAGAGGCCCGAUCUCUAUGCAUUAGCUAUGGGUUACUCAGGCCAAUUGAAAAGCAGGAAAGUGCACAUGGUGCCCGAGAACGAGUUCCACUACAAGGAGCUGGUGAUCAGCGCCAACCACGGUUCCUUGCAGAACGGCCCAGGCAGCUCUGCCAAGACGGGCGCUGCCAACCCUGCUUCGGCUAGCGGUGGGAAGAGCGACGAGGGAGGUGCGGACGAUUCGGAUAAAUCUAAGGACAAGUCUCUGGCGGCUUCCAAAGCAUCCAGCAAGAACCUGACCACGGCGAACAAAGUGAGCAGCAGCAACGGCAGCAGCACACCCAACAGCACUAAGGGAAGUAAAGAGAAAGAGGAGGAGAAGAAGAGUGGAAAGGAGAAAAAGGAAAAGAAGGAGAAGAUAGUUGCCAGCACUCCAGAGGCCAAGGCAGGAGGGAAGGAGAAGCAGAAGGACGAGAAGACGGGCGAGGCCAAGGAAAAAACACCCAAGGCCGAGAAGGACAAGAGAAAGGACGACAAGAAGGACGAGAAGACCAAGAGCGAGGCCAAGGCCGCUGAAAAAGAGUCGUCCAAGGAGCGAGAGGUGACCAAAGAGGGCAAGAUAAAGGAAAGCAGCAAGGGCGAGAAAACCGCUGGAUCCCUAAAGUCUCCGGUUCCCAGAUCUGAAGGAUUAGAGUCUGAACGGGAACAAAAAAGACGAAAGCUGGACACGCACUCUUCGCCAUCGCACUCCUCCGCGGUUAAGGACAAUCUCAAUGAUUUGAAGGACUCAGCCUCCAAGCAUCACGCCAACCACAGCGCAGUCCCAGCCAAGAGCGACGCCGACAAGAAAGAAGGCGAGAAGUCCAGGGGCCGCUCCAAAGAAAGGGACAAGAAGGAGGACAGGAAGGAACGCAAACGAGACUUCUCCAACAGCGACCGAGAGAUGAGCCAGGAAGCCAAGCGGCGCAAAGAUGAGAAUGGUACAAGCUCCUCAAAGCACAGUCGGAGCGUGAGUCCAUCAGACUCUCCCCGCUCCAACGACAAGGACAGCGGCAAGCGCUCCAAAUCCACCAGCAAAGACAAGAGCGAAGUGACCAAACCUGACAAGACCUCCGGAGGCAAAAAGGAAUCCAGACACGACAAAGAGAAGUCGGAAAAGAAGCGAGACAGCACCGGCGCCAAAGAAGAGAAGAAACACCAUAAAUCAUCGGAGAAGCACAGAUAAUGUACGCGGACACGGUGGAGAUGUUCCUGCUGUGAGCUGUGACGAGUCCGAGGACCUCCGUCAGCCGCGUCAGGAUCUCCAAACUUUCCCCUCCCACCACUGUCCGAGCGAAGCGUCCGUGUGCACUCAUGUCAUGUCUGGCCUGCGUAGAGAAACUUUGCUAGAAACGUCGUAGCUUGUAUUUUAACCUGCCAUUUUUUAUCCUAAUGAUUUCAGUGCUGCGACUGAAAGUUGGUUUCUGUAACAAUUUUAGCACAAUGUGCUGCUGUACGUCACUGAUAGAAUCGGGCUCCGAAUUAUGUAGCUCUCAAAUUCGCUUGCAUUUUUAUAACCUGUUAAACUGUUUUUUUUAUGUUUAUUUUUUCUCCCAGUAUUUUUUGUUGUUUCCCCAAACAAAAGCGUCGACCUCAGUUUCAUUCACAGGUUAUUUAUUUUUCUGCUCUUUUUAAUCCGUAUGCGAUGUUCAGGCGUUGGUGUUUAGAGCCGUACACACGAUAUUUGUAUAUUAUGUAUACAUUAAAUAAAAACUGCUACUUGUAAUUCAUUAUUUCCUGUUAACUUUUAUUUCGGACGGGACUCAAAGAAAUUGCUCGUGUGUUUGAUCACGUUUUUAAAGAAGCAGGCUGGAUUUCUUCCUAAAAUAAAUAAGCCGAGUACAUAAAUUGGAAGGUGUUCGUCACUUUGAGAGCUACUUUUGGAGUUUUUAAUGCCCUCAAGUCAUCAAGUGUAUGCCUUUUUCUAAAUAAAGAUAGUUUUUUUUUCAUAA
Messenger RNA from Trichomycterus rosablanca, 5428 nucleotides. RefSeq names its product THO complex 2 (gene thoc2). Bases 7 to 4662 code for a protein of 1551 amino acids. Lineage: Eukaryota; Metazoa; Chordata; Actinopteri; Siluriformes; Trichomycteridae. The transcript is spliced from 39 exons. Gene Ontology annotation, molecular function: mRNA binding. Gene Ontology annotation, cellular component: THO complex part of transcription export complex. Gene Ontology annotation, biological process: mRNA export from nucleus; mRNA processing. The record is from RefSeq and is a predicted model, not a curated record.